Molecule: messenger RNA, 1171 nt
Organism: Saccoglossus kowalevskii
Lineage: Eukaryota; Metazoa; Hemichordata; Enteropneusta; Harrimaniidae
Product: PHD finger-like domain-containing protein 5A
Biological process (GO): mRNA splicing, via spliceosome
Source: RefSeq, a predicted model, not a curated record
UUACGUACACAACACGUUUUUCAAAAUGGCGAAGCAUCAUCCUGAUUUGAUAUUUUGUCGUAAACAGCCCGGUGUUGCUAUUGGUAGAUUAUGCGAGAAAUGCGAUGGUAAAUGUGUGAUAUGUGAUUCAUACGUACGUCCGUGUACUUUAGUUCGGAUAUGCGACGAGUGUAACUAUGGUUCUUAUCAAGGUAGAUGUGUUAUUUGUGGCGGACCUGGCGUGUCUGAUGCUUACUAUUGUAAAGAAUGUACGAUACAAGAAAAAGAUAGAGAUGGCUGUCCAAAAAUAGUAAACCUCGGCAGUGCCAAAACAGAUCUGUUCUACGAAAGAAAGAAGUAUGGAUUUAAAAAAAGAUGAUAUACAUAACUGACUUCACACUUUUAUUCCAUGGACUGAUAUUCUUGUUUUGUUAUUGCUGUGAACUAAGCACGCAUCAGCAAUGUGACAUCUGUAUACAUCGUGACGACUUGGUCCAGCUGUGACGUUUCCAAUAUAUUCAUCGUUUUACUAAGCCCACUUGGUAAAAUACAACACCCAGGAUGACUUCAGUAGUGUACACUUGUUGAGUUUAUUUGUAUAUUACCGUACUGUAAAUGGAUAUAUGUAUUCAAUUUACAAAUUACUGUAUUUUUGAAAAGUAAUGUCUGAAAUAAUUUGCAUAUUACUGUAAUUAGAUGAGUAACGUCUAGAUAAUUUGCAUAUUACUAUAAUAGGAUGUAAAUUGCAUAUUACGGUAAUAACAUAAAUAUUUUUAGGAAUUUGCAUAUUACUGUACUGGGAGGAGUAACAGCUGAAUUCAUUUGCAUAUUACUGUACUUGGAUGAGUGAUGUCUGAUGUAAUUUGCAUAUUACGGUGAUAACAAAUAUUUUUAGGAAUUUGCAUAUUAAUGUACUGGGAGGAGUAACAGCUGAAUUCAUUUGCAUAUUACUGUACUUGGAUGAGUAAUGUCUGAUGCAAUUUGCAUAUUACGGUGACAACAUAAAUAUUUUUAUGAAUUUGCAUAUUACUGUACUGGGAGGAGUAACAUCUGAAUUCAUUUGCAUUUUACUGUACUUGGAUGAGUAAUGCCUGAUGUAAUUUGCAUAUUACUGUACGUGGAUGAGUAACAUCUGUUAAUUUGCUUAUUACUGUAAUUACAUAAGAAACAUUAAUUUGCAUAUUACUAUAUU